UUUCUCUACAGCCUUUAACUGAACAAUUGCCCAAUAAACGGUCAAACACAUGACAUUAAAAAUUAUGAUUUAAAUUAACAAACGAUGCCUAAUCCAAAGACUGGGACCUGAAAAUAAUUACACCCAUCCGCCUUGAACACAGCAUCCCGUACCCGCCAUUCUGUUGUCACGUGACGAUCUAACGCAAUAUGGCGGCGCACUGUAUUAGCUAUUUAGCAUCACUGAUGGAAUAAGAGUCCCACGGCGUGUUCAUUUUAGGAUUUUAAAGCAGCCAUGGCCGGAGGAGCAUCGACCAGAUACAAACUGGGAGACCUUGUCUUCGCCAAGAUGAGGGGCUUCCCCCAUUGGCCUGCUCGGGUCUGCAGUAACGAUGUAACCAAGAAAAUGAUUGGUGUGUUCUUCUUCGGGACCCACCAAAUUGGUCUGGUUCUGCGGGACAAAGUGGUACCUUAUGCGGGAAAUCAAGCCAAGUAUGGCAAAGGGGUGCGGAUCAGAGGAUUCAAAGAAGGCAUGUGGGAGAUCCAGAACACACCAGGUGUUGAAAGUAAACAAAAGUCGCCAGCUAAGACAAGUUCUCCUAAAGCUCCAACAGGGAAGGAUCCAACUCCACAGAAAAGCCCUAAUCGGCUGGGCAGGCGUCCAAAACAAAGCCCAGCUGAACCUGCUAGUGGGUCUGCUUCUGUUGACACUCCUGCUGAAACUACGAAACCCACGUCAGCUGAUCCUGCUAGCAGCUCCAUACCUGGUGCUGGUAAAAAAGUUGUUGCAACACCAAAAUCGAAAACCACGAAAGCCCCCACACCAAGAGAGACAACCUCACCGACAGCUACAUCUGUCACUGAAGACGUUAUUCAACCUAAAGUCCGACGCACGCGCAGUUUGAAAAACGCUAGUAGCCCUCAAACAGAGCAUAAGGCCAUUAAAGUCUUGCCAGCCAAACCUUCUGGCAUUUCUGCGGCCCUAACUGAAGCAACCACUGCUGAAACUAGCCAAUUAAGCUCAGCUAAAGCUACAAGGAGCACUACUCCUGUAACCAAGGCUACCACAGCCAGUAUUAGCAAACCAAGCCAAGCUAAGGCUACAAGGAGCUCUGCCCCCUUAACUGAUGCUACCACGGCUAACAUCAGUGAACCAAGCCUUGCAAAAAAUACAAGGAGCUCGACUCCGUUAACUGAAGCUAUCUCUAGUAAAUCAAGUCCAUCUAAAGUCACUAGGAGCUCUGCUCAAUUAACUAAUGCUUCUGUUGAUGAUAACACCACCAAAGCAACGCCAGCGAAACCUGCUACCAUCUCUAUUCAUUUACCUAAUGUCAGCAAUGCUAAAUGCCAAUCAAGCCCAGCUAAAGUAACAAGGAGCUCAGCUCCAUUGAUCAAUGCUUCCACAACUAAUGCUGGCCAACCAAGCCUAGCUAAAGCUACAAGAAGCUCUACUCCGUCAACUGAUGCUACCACAGCCAAUGCUAUCCAACCAAGCCUAGCUAAAGCUACAAGAAGCUCUACUCCUUCAACUGAUGCUGCUACCACAUCCAAUGCUAUCCAAGCAAGCCUAGCUAAAGCUACAAGAAGCUCUACUCCUUCAACUGAUGCUACCACAGCCAAUGCUAUCCAACCAAGCCUAGCUAAAGCUACAAGAAGCUCUACUCCUUCAACUGAUGCUGCUACCACAGCCAAUGCUAUCCAACCAAGCCUAGCUAAAGCUACAAGAAGCUCUACUCCUUCAACUGAUGCUACCACAGCCAAUGCUAUCCAACCAAGCCUAGCUAAAGCUACAAGAAGCUCUACUCCUUCAACUGAUGCUGCUACCACAGCCAAUGCGAUCCAACCAAGCCUAGCUAAAUCUUCAAGAAGCACUUCUCCUUUAACCAUUGUUAACAAAUCGAAUGCUAACCAACCAAGCCUAUCUAAAGCUACAAGGAGCUCUGCUCUAUUAACUGAUAGUACCAUUGCGAUCGCUAGCCAGCCAAGCAUAGCUAAAGUGAAAAUGAGCUCUACUCUUUUAACUGAUGCUAUCCCAGCUAAUGAUAGCCAACCAAGCCGAGCUAAAGCUACAAGGAGCUCUACUCCUCUACCUGAUGCUAUCACAGCUAAUGCUAGCCAACCAAGCCGAGCUAAAGCUACAAGAAGCUCUAGUCCGUUAACUGAAGAUAUCACUAGCAAACCAAGCCCAUCUAAAGUCACUAGAAGCUCUACUCCUUUAACUGAUUCUAUCACAGCCAAUGCUAGCCAACCAAGCCAAGCUAAAGCUACAAUAAGCACUGCUCUUUUGACCGAUGCUACCACGGCUAACACUAGCCAACCAUGCCCAGCUGAAGCUACAAUAAGCUCUGCUCUGUUAACCGAUGCGACCCCGGCUAGUGCAAGCCAACCAAGCCUAGCUAAAGCUACAAGGAGCUCUGCUCCAUUAACCGAUAGCACCACAGCUAACGCUAGCCAACCAACCACAGCUAAAGCCACAAGGAGCUCUAGUUUGUUGACCGGUGCCCCAAUAGCUAACGCUAACAAAUCAAGCCUAGCUAAAGCUACAAGGAGCUCUGCUCCAUUAACCGAUGGAACAACAGCUAGCGCUAGCCUUCCAACCACAGCUAAAGCUACAAGAAGCUCGACUCCUUUAACCGAUAAUACUACAAGUAAUGCCAGCCAAUCAACCCAAGCGAAAGCUCCAAGGAGCUCUACUCCAUUAACUGAUGCCAUCACAGCUCCCAAAGUCACCCCAGCUGAACUGCCAAGCAGUUCCAUACCUGGUGCUGGUCCAACCGCUGAUCAGACUGCAGACCAAACGCCUCCACCUCAAGCCAUGACAGCCCCCACACCUAGAGAGACCACCACGCCGUCAGCUCCAUCUGUCACUGAAGACGCUACUCAUCCUCAAACCAUGACAGCCCCCACACCUAGAGAGACGACCACGCCGUCUGCUCCAUCUGUCACUGAAGACGCUACUCAUCCUCAAACCACGACAGCCCCCACACCUAGAGAGACAACCACGCCAAUAGCUCCAUCUGAAGGCGCUGCUGAACCCCAAGUCCGACGCACACGCAGUUCCACUACUUCAGCUCCCCAGUCCGAUGGACCUAGUGGUUCUAGUAGUCACGGUACUACUCACACGAGGAAGAGGAGGGGAGAGGUGGAACAGGAGGAAGGAGAGAACACGGAAGGAAAGAAGGAGGAUGGGAGCGUUGAGCCGACCGAGGCAAAGCAGAAGUCCACCGUUGAAGAGGACCAGCAGCGGCAGCAGCGUCUGGCUGUCAAGAGAGAGAAUGUGCUGCGUUCUCUGCGGGGUCUGAUCACCACCAGGAGAGGAAGAGGAGGCAGGAGGAAGGAAACCACGUGGAGCCGUCUGGGUCAGCGGGUGAGAAAGGUGGAGAAACUCCGCAGCAGGACGGCCACCGCGGCACCGAGCCAAUCAGCACGCGGCAGAGGACGGAGGCGCUCCACGACCGGCGGAGACCGGACACUCACUCAUGAGGAGCUGAGGAAGCAGGAGGCGGGGAGGAAGGAGACGAGGGAGGAGGAGGAAGAGGGGAGGAAAGAGGAGAAGGACGAGAGCCAGGGCACCAGAGGGAGCGGGAGAGGGAGGAGCCCAGCGGCGAAGCAGGAGUCUGAACCACAGGAAGACCGGAGGAGGAGCAAGAGAGGCGCAGGGGUAGAGGAGGAGGAGGAGGUGAAGCCACCACAGAGGAAGAGGAGAACUACCCGCCCAGAGGAGAAGGCAGAGGAGAAGGAGGAGGAGAAGAGGAUGGAGGAGGUGAAGCCACCACAGAGGAAGAGGAGAACUACCCGCCCAGAGGAGAAGGAGGAGGAGGAGAGGGAGGAGGAGGUGAAACCACCACAGAGGAAGAGGAGAACUACCCGCCCAGAGGAGAAGCAGGAGGAGGAGAGGGAGGAGGAGGUGAAGCCACCACAGAGGAAGAGGAGAACUACCCUCCCAGAGGAGAAGGAGGAGGAGGAGAGGAUGGAGGAGGGCGGUGCGGAGCUGCAAGGCAUGCUGGGUGAUGGAGUUGAGCAGCAGAGUAUCGGGGAGACCAGAGGAACGCUGCUGGACUCCACGCUGCACCGUAUCCAUGGCGACCUGCGCAUCGCCCUCAAGUCAGACAGCCCUGAUGUGUCCAGGUGUGUGUCUGCGUUGGACCAGCUCAGCAUGCUCUAUGUGACGUCUCGUCACGUUCAGAAGCACAGUGAGCUUGUGUCUACACUGCGGAAGAUGCGCUAUUACAGAGCGUGCCAGGCUGUGAUGGACAAGGCGUCCAUGUUGUACUGUCGCUUUAAGAACUCCUUCCUGCUGGGGGAGGGAGAGGAGGUGCUGAGCCAGGCCUACCUCCACUCACUCCUCCAGGAGAGGGAGAGGGAGGAGCAGCAGAGGUGGAAGCUGGAGGAGGAGAGGAGGAAGAGAGGGGCGGAUGGAGAGAGCAGAGGAGAAGAGGAGGUGCAGAGCAUUCAAACCCAAGGUCCAAUGGAUGCUUCCUGACCAUAUGGAAUGUACAAACUCUGAUUAAAUGUUCUUGCAGUUGGAGAUUUCCUGAAUGAACAUGUUUUUUGCUUUCAUGUAUAGUUUGAGUGUGUGUCAGUUUAUACUUUAUACUUUUAGUUUAUUUUUAAAAAGGUUGGUACCGUUCUGUAUCAUAGCAUCUUGCAUUCAAAAUUAAAACAGUUUUGAU
Molecule: messenger RNA, 4651 nt
Organism: Gadus chalcogrammus (walleye pollock)
Lineage: Eukaryota; Metazoa; Chordata; Actinopteri; Gadiformes; Gadidae
Product: mucin-2-like
Exons: 11
Coding region: 274-4461 (1395 amino acids)
Molecular function (GO): oxidoreductase activity, acting on the CH-OH group of donors, NAD or NADP as acceptor
Source: RefSeq, a predicted model, not a curated record